CUGAGAUUUAGGGGAAAUAUGGAAUUGAAGGAGUCAUUGGAGAGGAGGGUUGUAUUGGAGGAUACUGAGUUAUGGAAUCAGUCAGAUCGUUAUAUGGCGAAGGUUAAUAGGAAGUAUAAAAGAUAUCUGGAGGGGCUAGACGGGUUUACCUUCUUUUAUGAUCAUGUUAAUUGUAUUCAUAAGACUAUGCCGAAGAUUACUCACAGAGGGGAACAUCAUGGCAAUAAUUUGUGGCUAAAGGUUAGCAGAAAAGGAUCAAAAAAGCACUUACAGAACUUUAUAUCAAAAAUAGAGCAUUUUGGUUUCAAAAGAGUGCAAAUAGUUGAUUCAAGCAAAAGAGGAGUCUUCUCGAUUAAUUUGAUAUGUCAAUCUAUUUGCAAAAUAUUUGAUAUUGGAAUCAAAGUAUUGGUUCUCAAGGAUAUUGUUCUUUAUACUAGGCCAUUUAGAACUCUAUUUAGUCGUUUGAAGGAUACAGAAUCUAUAAAACUCUACAGUUGUAGGUUUGAGCUUCAAAAAAUCUACAUGAAUCCAGCUACAAACUAUAAAAUUUGUAGUAUCAGCUUACAUAAAUGAUGUAGUUCUUCCCAAAAUGUUAUGAAAUUCGACGAUACUGAGUUCCAGCUGCUACUAAAGCUAUUUACAAUGAAAAAUAUUACUAGAAAUCUAACAACACUAGAUAUCACAAUGGAUAUAUCUCCUGAACAAAUUGAGCAAGUAGAAGGCUCUUUCUCUCUCCUUGACCAAGUAGAGGUAAAUGUAAGAGAUUGAAAAAUACUUUAUGAUGAGUGGGGAAUGUAAACCAAGCUGGAUGAACGAUUAGAUGUGAAAGAUAG
Moneuplotes crassus is the source of this 833-nucleotide messenger RNA. NCBI's taxonomy places the organism in Eukaryota, Ciliophora, Spirotrichea, Euplotida, Euplotidae. The record is from the annotation of a GenBank genome assembly.